AUGCCUUUCAAUAUCUUCGAAGAUAUGGAGCCGGAGGUGGCCCAGCCACAGCCACUCGACGAUUUGGUCGACUCUACCACUCACAACAGCGACACUACGUCUCAUGCCCUACGGGAGGCGGAAGUAGACGUUAAAAAUAACAACAACAACAACAGCAACACUUUCGAGCUGUCGGCCAGCACCACUAACCAUCACGCCUCGUUGAAGCGUAAGCUGGACGACUACGAAGAACCGUCCGAUCCUUCGUACGACGCAGAAGGAGAGGAUGAAAGCUUCGAGGAGCCGGAGCCGGAACUGGAAGAACCUAGCCUGACCUUCCCCCCCUUCGACACAGACGACGAGUUCGAGGGCCCAACCUUCCAAGAGUGGUGCGCCAUGGAGAGGUCCAAAGAACGGAGCAAGCGGAACGUCAAGGAUAUCCGAAAGCUUCCCGGAGACUCAGACGACAACGACGCAGCUCGCGUGCUAAACGGCAUCGUCUCCAUCAACUUCCUUGACUGGCUUUGCGAGAACCACAGCGACAUCAUUGACUCCGUCACCGACUCCUGGGGGAUCAACAAGUCCGGUCGGCUGUUCAAGUUGCCUGGUGACAAGCAGCCGGGCGGCGAGGAAGAAGAAGAGGGCGACCAUGGUGAGGAGAUUCUGUCCUUGGGGUCCCUGCCUGUUUUCCCUGACGAUCAUUACCUCAAGUUUAACUGGAUCUCGUUCAUCGCCCUCUGCCGCUGUGUUCUUAUGACGGACAAGUCUUCUCUCGACGAUGAUGAUGAGCAGCAACAACAACAAGAACUUCUUCAAGACCUCGCCACCCAAAGCCGCACUCUUUACCGGUCCGUUGACACCCAAGUCAUCGGGUUGGUCAGUGACCAAGCUGAGGCUUUGGUUCCUGUGCUGCCGGAGGCAGCUUGGGUUAUCAAUGUCUUUGAGAUUGAGAAGGUGAUGGAGGCGCUGGGGCUGAACGGGGUGCAGGAUUACUUGAGACUGGAGAUGAGCGAAAAGGGGGACAACGAAGGGAUUGCCGAGUUUUUGAUGGAGAGGUUGAGGGCGGUGGAGAAGGUGGGUGAGAUGGCGAUGGCUUUGAGGGAGGCGGUCUUGGCUCUUGAUGAGGGAGUUUUCUGA
Sordaria macrospora k-hell is the source of this 1116-nucleotide messenger RNA. RefSeq lists its product as uncharacterized. The record is from RefSeq and is a predicted model, not a curated record. NCBI's taxonomy places the organism in Eukaryota, Fungi, Ascomycota, Sordariomycetes, Sordariales, Sordariaceae.